Molecule: messenger RNA, 2964 nt
Organism: Syngnathoides biaculeatus (alligator pipefish)
Lineage: Eukaryota; Metazoa; Chordata; Actinopteri; Syngnathiformes; Syngnathidae
Gene: csnk1g2b
Product: casein kinase 1, gamma 2b
Exons: 12
Coding region: 716-2065 (449 amino acids)
Biological process (GO): endocytosis; positive regulation of canonical Wnt signaling pathway; signal transduction
Cellular component (GO): cytoplasm; plasma membrane; nucleus
Molecular function (GO): protein serine/threonine kinase activity; ATP binding
Source: RefSeq, a predicted model, not a curated record
AAAAAGUUACGUCCAGUUUGUUUCUACGUAGUAGUGGCGUGAGGCAGUGUGACGCUGUGUCAGUAUCGGCAGUCGAGGGAGGCUUAAAGAGACAUCUUAGCAACUGGAGGACAAGAGGGGGGAAAAAAACAAAACAAAAAAAACCCCGAUUCACACGUUCGGAGAGCCAUGACUUCGACUGCCCGUCGAUAGCUUAAGUCUAAAGGCAUCAAGGGGACAUCAAACCUAUUCCUGUUACCUAUUCAUCUCAUCGCUGUUUGCUCCUAGGGUUGCUCGGUGCCCUGGCCCUACAACAUGGAUAGGAUCCACCGUAUCACUGAGGGCUGACCACAAGGGAUGAGGAACCCCAAGGGAUGUUCCCAAGUGGCCUUGUGGAUGCAAUAGCUGGCUUUGGGAGCACUUUUUAUGAUUUGUACUGUAUGUGUCUGCGUGUGGGCACAUUCUAGCACCGCCUGCCUAGUCUCCUGCGGGGACCAUAAUCCUGUUCGACUGGAGCUGCAGUGACGAAGAAUCAAGAAGACAAAACGGAAGGACGCAGCUUUAGAUACACAUACUUUUUUUUUUUUGUCACCACAGUUUUAACAGCAACACAUUUCCUCUGUCCUUUGAGAUUUGCUGCCCCCCUUCCUAAAGCUUCCCCUGCCAUUGUUACUGGAUCUCCUAUGGUUUGCAUGGCUGGAGAAUAACCGUGGAGAGGCCAGGGUAUCACAAGCUUAUGGAUUUUGACAAGAGAGGGGGCAAGGGAGAGACAGAGGAAGCGAAAAAAAUGUCUAAGACGGCAGGUGGCAGGACUGGACAUGCGGGUCGGAGUUCUGGUACCAAUUCUGGAGUUCUCAUGGUUGGGCCAAACUUCCGUGUUGGUAAAAAGAUUGGCUGCGGGAACUUUGGAGAGCUGCGCCUUGGAAAAAAUCUGUAUACCAACGAAUAUGUGGCCAUCAAAUUGGAGCCAAUUAAAUCGAGGGCACCACAACUCCAUUUGGAGUAUAGAUUUUACAAACAGUUGGGGAAUUCAGAGGGAAUUCCACAAGUGUACUACUUUGGUCCUUGCGGAAAAUACAACGCUAUGGUGUUAGAGCUGCUUGGGCCCAGUCUAGAAGACCUGUUUGAUCUUUGUGACCGGACCUUCUCCCUCAAGACCGUCCUGAUGAUAGCCAUACAGCUGAUAACACGGAUGGAGUAUGUCCACACAAAGAGUCUGAUAUACAGAGAUGUGAAGCCGGAAAACUUCCUAGUUGGGCGACCAGGAAGCAAAAGACAGCACACAAUUCACAUCAUCGAUUUUGGUCUGGCCAAAGAGUACAUAGACCCCGAGACCAAAAAACACAUCCCAUACCGGGAGCACAAGAGUCUGACUGGAACGGCACGCUACAUGAGCAUCAACACACACCUGGGAAAAGAACAAAGUAGGCGAGAUGAUUUGGAAGCUUUGGGUCACAUGUUCAUGUACUUCCUUCGAGGUAGCCUCCCAUGGCAGGGCUUAAAGGCGGAAACUUUAAAGGAGAGGUAUCAAAAAAUUGGGGACACCAAACGAGCGACCCCGAUCGAAGUGCUAUGUGAAAGCUUCCCUGAAGAGAUGGCCACCUACCUGCGAUAUGUGAGGAGGCUGGACUUCUUUGAGAAGCCUGACUAUGACUACUUGCGGAAGCUCUUCACUGAUCUGUUUGACAGAAACGGCUACGUCUUUGACUAUGAAUAUGACUGGGUUGGCAAAUCCCUGCCCACACCAAUUGGCCCUAUCCCUAGUGAUGCUCCCCUGCAGCCCAGCAGCAGGGAAAAAGCACAACAGCAGACCAAAAACCAGUCACCUGAGCCAAAAGGAAGCGAGUCUCAGCCCACCCCCGUGACCAAUAAGGAGACUUUGGGGUCGCACCUCACGGCUGAGCGGCUGGGGGGCUCUGUUCAGGUGAUGAGCUCAACAAACGGUGAGCUGAACACUGAUGACCCCACAGCUGGACACUCCAACGCGCCCAUCACUGCUCCCACCGAGGUUGAAGUGGCCGAUGAAACCAAGUGCUGUUGUUUCUUCAAAAGGAGAAAGAGGAAAGCCCUCCAGAGGCACAAGUGAAUGACGCCAUUGGAGAGAACUUGAAACCUUGUUGUCACUGUCAAGUUUUAAACGGAAGCAACUACACAAGACCCCCUCCUUGUUCUUUCUCUGCCCAGCUUCCUUGCCUCUUACCUCUUUGCCGCCCCCCCUCCCCUCCCCUCCCCACUUCACCUCAUCCUCCACUCCCCUACCACCAACCCAGCCCCCGCUUCUAUCUUUCUCGUUCUCAGUGCUCCCCGGCUGCUGGCGUGUUAAAGGAAUGUUGCAGUCGUACUGACUCACAACAGACUCUGAUUCCUUUAUCAGCAGAAAAAAACUUACCUGCAUUACAAGGAGGGAGGGGUUGCUGGGGGGUGGGGUGGGGGGUUCUCGAGAAAACGUUUAAAAAAAGCUGUAACAAUGAAACUGUGGCGUGAAUAUGAAAAAAGAUACUGUUUGAAACAGUUGUUGUAUUCUAGAUUCCAUAAAGAAGGUUUGUUGUUCCAACAGUGAGCUGUCGAUCAGGGGGAACCAUCAGAAUUCUGCUCCGUUAAGAAAUUGUUUAUUGCUUUUGUUUUCUUUCUUUGGUGUGUGUUUUGGGAUCAAAGUAAAGAGGAAAGGUGAAAAUAUGAUACGACACAGGAAAGCUUUUCAUGUGUAACAGAAUUUGGAGGAUUUUUAUGUUUUUUUUUUCUCUCUUUUUUUGUAAUUGAAUCCUCAGUUUUCAAAGUGAAAUCCCUGCAUUGAAGACUUAUUUUCAUCUGUUAGUGUUCUGGAGUUUCUUUUCCUUCCUCUGGCUUUUUUUUUUUUUUUUUGUCUGUCAACGUGGACUUUGUAGCACAGUCACUGGCCUCAGGUACUGUGGAAGAUUUGAGAGAAACAGAUAUGAAGCUCUCUUGCUAUUAUUGCACUUUUGGAAACAAACAAAAAAAAAACAA